CUGACGUGGAUAGCGGCAGAAGUGAGCUUCAAAGUUCAGGGUAACUUAUUGCUGGUUUAAAAAAAAAUAUAUAUAUAUAUAUACUCGUUUCUCCUCGUUGCUGGAGGCUUCACUGGACAAGACACAAUGAGUCUGGACAAAGCGGAGUUGUGUGAUUCACUGUUCACCUGGCUGCAGACAUUUCAAGUACCUUCGUGCAACAGCAAGUAUGAGCUAACCAGUGGAGUGGCCAUUGCUCAUGUGCUGCACAGAAUAGACUCCUCUUGGUUUAAUGAGACGUGGCUGGGCAGGAUCAAGGAGGAGAGCGGGGCAAACUGGCGCCUCAAGGUUAGCAACCUGAAAAAGAUUCUUAAGAGCAUGCUGGAAUACUACCAUGAUGUACUUGGUCACCAGGUAUCAGAUGAGCACUUGCCAGAUGUGAAUCUGAUUGGAGAAAAGGGAGAUGUGACUGAAUUGGGCAAACUGGUACAGCUUGUCCUGGGCUGUGCCGUCAGCUGUGAGAAGAAGCAAGAGCAAAUCCAGCAAAUUAUGACCCUUGAAGAAUCUGUCCAGCAUGUUGUGAUGACAGCCAUUCAAGAGCUCUUGUCAAAGGAACCUUCUUCUGAACCAGGAAGUCCAGAGACCUAUGGGGACUUUGACUUUCAGUCCAGAAAGUAUUAUUUUCUAAGUGAGAUGGCAGAUGAGAAGGAGGACCUGAGCCAGCGCUGCAAAGACCUAGAGCAUCAGUUAUCGGUGGCCCUGGAGGAGAAGUUGGCCCUACAAGCAGAGGCAGGCUUCUUAAAGGAGAAACUCAGCUGCUGUGACUCUCUGGAUGCCUCCACGACAGCCAUCACUGGCAAGAAGCUUCUCCUGCUCCAGAGUCAAAUGGAACAACUUCAGGAGGAGAACUUCAGGCUGGAGACUAUCAGGGAUGACAUGCAUGUACGUGGUGAGAUAAUGGCGCGUGAAGUGGCCGACCUGCGCUUACGUAAUGAGGAGCUGACCAGCUUGGCGCAGGAGGCACAGGUUUUCAAGGAUGAGAUGGAUAUCCUCAGGCACUCUUCUAACCGGGUGAACCAGCUUGAAGCACUGGUGGAGACGUACAAGAGGAAGCUGGAAGAUCUCGGUGACCUACGCAGACAAGUGCGCCUCCUGGAGGAGCGCAACACCGUCUACAUGCAGCGCACGUGCGAACUGGAGGAGGAGCUGCGCCGAGCCAACGCAGUGCGCAGUCAGCUCGACACCUACAAGAGACAAACGCAUGAGCUCCACACUAAACACUCUGCAGAGGCCGUGAAAGCUGAGAAGUGGCAGUUUGAAUACAAGAACCUUCAAGACAAGUAUGAUGCCCUGAUGAAGGAGAAAGAACAUCUCAUUUCAGAGAGAGACACACUUCGGGAGACAAAUGAUGAGCUGAGGUGUGCACAAGUUCAUCAGAAAUGCCUCAGUGAAGCAGGAGGCUUGUGUGAAAACAGUAUGACCGUAGGAAACCUUGCUGCAGAGAUUAUGCCUACAGAGUUCAAGGAGACGGUGGUGCGUCUACAGAGUGAAAACAAGAUGCUGUGUGUCCAGGAGGAGAGCUACAUACAGAAGCUGGCUGAGCUUCAGGCUCAGCUUGAGGAGACUCAGCGCAGCAACAAUGUCCUGGAAACUCGGAACAGGUUGAAUGAACAGCAGAUCUCAGAGCUGCGUAUUCAGGUGGAGGAGCUCCAAAGAGCUCUGCACGAGCAGGACAGCAAGACUGAGGAUGCCAUCUCCUCAUUGUUGAAGCAAAAGCUAAAGGAGCACUUGGAGAAGCUCCAUGAAGCCCACACAGAUCUCCAAAGGAAAAAAGAGGUCAUUGAUGACCUGGAACCCAAAGUGGACAGCAACAUGGCGAAGAAGAUUGAUGAGCUUCAAGAGAUUCUGCGGAAAAAGGAUGAGGACAUGAAGCAGAUGGAGGAGUGUUAUAAGCGCUAUAUGGAGAAGGCCAGAACGGUGAUCAAAACCCUCGAUCCCAAGCAGCAGAUGGUGAGCCCUGACAUUCAGGCACUGAAGAACCAGCUGACUGAGAAAGAAAGAAAAAUCCAGCAUUUGGAACAUGACUAUGAGAAGAGUCGGGCUCGACAUGACCAGGAGGAGAAGCUCAUCAUCUCUGCGUGGUACAACAUGGGAAUGACUUUGCAUCAGAACCUAGCAGGUGAGAGGAUCAGUUCCAGCAGCCACGCCAUGUCGUUCCUCGCCCAACAGAGGCAGUCCACCAACGCCAGGAGAGGCCUGAUCCGGUACCAGCCCAAGUAAAGUUCCUCUCACACUGACAAGGACUUAAAGGCAACAGGACCCGCUCAUGUGGAGCCUGGAGACCACAUCAAUGACUCCCAAUAAACUUGGCCUUUGUGCUUACACUGAAUCUCUGCAUCUCAGACUAUGCUGCUACUGCCCCCUGCUGGUUCACACUGGUAUGAUAUUUAUAUUUUGCAAUCAGAGCCACAGAGCAGUGGGGUACAACUACUGUUUGGCCUUAGAGACAAAAAGGACUGUAUGAGGGUGUGUUUUUUGGGCCUGAAGAAAAGCCUCACUCACCUUUUAAGGUGACUUUUAUUUUCUUUUGCCUCUUGGUUGCACUCAUGCUUCUUGGGGUGUCAAAUGCUUUUAUAUACACUGUGUUGUAAAACAGGAUGUAGGUUUGAUCUUAAGUUAGUUAAAACAUUUUUAUUUAAUUUUUUGUAGUUGGUGGGAAAAGAAAUGUAGUUUUAACUCCUUACUCCCACGACACAAUCUUUAUUGAGCUGCAACAAUGAAGUUGCGUGUGUGCUUAUAACUGUGGUUUGCAAAGCUAACAUAGUAUACUGAACAAAGACUGAGAUUUUUAUUGGCUUAAAUAUGGAUUUAUGAGACCUCAGUGACAUUUUGUUUUCCUUUUUAAUUCACUGCAUGCCUCAGUUUGAAGAACUUUUUAGAAUGUAGUGUUUUUUUUUUUGUUUUUUUGAUAAUUCAGUGCACUUUGAGGACUGUUUGUUUUUAAGUGCCUCAUUAAGACACUAAACUCUCCUUUGGUGGAAGAGUCUGAUAUUGAGUCUCAGAACUUCUUGUCAGCUUCCUGUGUCCUGUUUUAGUUUCAUAUAACAGCAGAUUUGUUGGUCUGUUAAUCAGAAAUAUUCUGAAAUGAAUUGCCUAUGAUGGUGUUUUUUUUUUUAACUUCCCAAAAGUUGAAACAGGGUUUUGAUUGAGUACAACUCCUGUGCCCUCAACACUGUAGACUCAUGUCUGACUUGAAUGUAGACCUUUAAAAGAAAAAAAAAACACCCUAGACCCAGGAGAGUUUGGCAAAAAAAUCUAGAACACUAUUGGAGUCCCAAGUAACACUAAGAAUGACUCAUGGCUGUUUGCUGCUUGACCUCAAAUGGUUCUCUUUAAUCUAAAAGAAUUUUGUAUAGGCUGGAAUUGAUGUUAAAGUUGUUUACAAUAAUUUAGUCAGAGAGGUUAUACUACUUAACUGUAGUUAUAAGCUGCUACUGUUCAGGUUUUGUUUUUCAGCAGAUACUGCUGUUGUUACUUGUACUUUAUCCCUGUGAGUGUUUUGUGUUAUAAACUGAGGACCGAUUCUGCUGUUAACUUUUUGUACACAUUUGGUUUUUGAGUAGAUGUGGUGUGUGUGUUUUGUUUUUUUUGUUGUUGCUUUAAGUUGCUGUUUUUGCUGCACAUUUGCAUGGCUUGAGUGUGUUAACCUUCAGGUUAUCUUUGUGUAACAGAUUAUAGCACAUUGUACUUCACAAAGGGAUCUGAGACAAGUUAAUGAUUUGUAGCACUGUCUGUUCUACUUAUGCACUAAUAAAUGGAGCCUUAA
Messenger RNA from Thalassophryne amazonica, 3805 nucleotides. RefSeq names its product protein Hook homolog 2-like. Lineage: Eukaryota; Metazoa; Chordata; Actinopteri; Batrachoidiformes; Batrachoididae. Gene Ontology annotation, biological process: cytoplasmic microtubule organization; cytoskeleton-dependent intracellular transport. Gene Ontology annotation, cellular component: centrosome; cytoplasm. The transcript has 23 exons. The record is from RefSeq and is a predicted model, not a curated record. Gene Ontology annotation, molecular function: microtubule binding; dynein light intermediate chain binding. Bases 127 to 2259 code for a protein of 710 amino acids.